AGUCACUCUCAAUGUAUUCAUAACAAAUGUAGGCCAAGUGGCAAAAUGAAGGCAUGCAUGCAUUUGCAAUUACCCUCAUUUUCAAGUAAAAUAAUAUGUAUUUUUAAAAUAAGGCUUAAGUCAUUGAUAGGACUCUAAACUUGUUUCGAAAUUUCACUUGAAGCCUUCAACUCGGACUUGUACCUAUCAGGCUCCUAACCCACCAAAAAUUUGAUCCACCUAUACCUUUUUGCCCACACCGCACAUCACGUGGUAUAUACUCACUGUGGGCACGUGAAAGUGAAUUUUUACUGAAUUUUUUUUGGGUCUUCUUCAACCUCAAUUAUAAGUUUUUUCUCCUACAUCUUUCACCACCGCCCGUCGCCUUCUUCCUUCACGAAAAAAAUGGAGACCACCAUUAAAAUAUUCAAAUCUCAUAAUUUCUCUACAUAUAUCUCUCUCCUCCCACUCUUCCUCUUCCGCCUCUUCUCUUUCUCAUCUAACAUAUUGAAAAUUAAAAAGAGAAGCACACCUAAAAAAAUUGUAAAAUCUGUCACCACUGCCAGCCACCUUUUUCAUCGAAAUAAAUGGAGAUCACUAUUAGAGCAUUUAAACUUAUACUUCUUUUCUUUCUCGCUUGCUCUUCCUCUCUCGCCUCUUUUUUUUCUCAAAAAAUAAAUUUGAAAUCAAAAAAUUGACAAAAAAAAUUGCCACUAAAAAAAGAUCCUAAUUUAAAGUGUAGAGUAGGAAGAAAGCAUAAAGAGGAAAAAGUUGAUUAACACGAACAUAAUUAAAGACUUUAUUUUUUGCUAAUUUAAUUUUUUUUCUUGAUUACUAAAUGAAAAUUCAAUUUUUUGGUUUUUAAUGAUUUCAUUUUUAUGUUCAAUUUUGAUUUGUUCAAUUAUAGUCGGCCAGUCAUCAUUUAGGUGUUUUCCGCCAUUGAUGUGGACAAUGGUGAUUUUCAGAGAAAUGCCAUUGAUGUGGGCAAUGGUGAUUUUGCAGGGAAAGAGAAGGGUUGGGUUGGGUCAUUAAUGGAGUGGGCGUGGGAUGGGGUUUGACUCAUAGUUUUUUUUUUUAAAUCCCAUUUGCCACAUGUUUUAUUUUUAAUUAUUCAUUUUUGCCACGUCACGGGAGUGUGUUACACACAUUCUAUACCUUUUGCUGAUUGUCCAAAAAGGCCUAGGUGGAUCAAAUUUUGGGUAGAUUAGAAACCUGAUAGGUACAAGUCUGAGUUGAGAGGUCCAAGUGAAAUUUCGAAACAAGUUUAAGCGUCUAUCGAUAUUUUCAAAUACACAAUAAUGUAAAAUCUGGAGAGAAAGAUCCUAUUUGGUUCUUUCUAGGUUUAAUUAAGGUGUUCAAUGAAUGAUUAGUGAAAUUAUGUGUCAUCAAGUUAAUUUUGUGACUAAUUUACCAUUCGUUUACAUCUGGUUUCCACUGUCCAUAGUGGAAUAGAAAUGUGGCAAGCAAACGUCGAUAUUCCUAUUGAACUCACACCUAUAAAUUCAUAGGAAUUGUUCACAACAAUAUCACAUUAAUUCACUACAAUUCCCAUUGUAAUUAUUGUACUUUGUCUAUAUACCUCUUUUCUAGAGACAAAAAAUGUUUUUUCUCAAAAAUAAUUACACUUUUCUCUUCAUUGUUUUGCUGUUGCCUAUGCUAUGCUACAGCAAUAAUUAUGUUUCAAGAGUUUCCUAUUACACCACCACAGAUGGCAUGGGGACACCAAGUGGAGCGUGUGGCUACGGAGACUAUGGCAAAGAUGUGAACAACGGGGAUGUUUGCACAGCCUCCAAACGCCUUUACAAAAAUGGAGCUGCCUGUGGAGCUUGCUACCAGGUAAGGUGCAAAGACAAGGAAUUGUGCAGUGAGGAGGGUGCAAAGGUGGUGGUGACUGACAAUGGAGAAGGGCAUGGAACAGACUUCAUUCUCAGCCAACGUGCCUAUGCUAAACUGGCAAAGCAGCCCAAUAAGGCUCAGCAUCUGUUUGCCAAAGGAGUGGUUGAAGUAGAAUAUCGUAGAGUUUCUUGCAAAUAUGGUGGAGGAAAUCUCAUGGUUAAAGUCCAGGAACAUAGCAAGUAUCCUAACUACCUUGCUGUUGUUGUUAUGAAUCAAGGUGGCGCUACUGACAUUCUUGGUGUCGAAGUCUUCGAGGAGGAAACAAAAGAAUGGCUAUCAAUGAGGAGGGCUUAUGGAGCUGUGUUUGACCUAUCGAACCCACCAAGUGGUGAACUUAAGGUGAGGUUCCUCACAAGUGCUGGUGCUGAGACUAAAUGGGUGGAGUCUGAUAAGGCUGUUAUUCCUGCUCAAUGGAAAGCAGGGAUCACUAUUGAGACAGACAUUCAGCUCUCUUAGACCAAAAACAUUACUACUACAAUAUAUAUCUAUCUACUGUAUAGCUAAUGAAUUAUUAGUGCAACUUGGUGAUGUAUCACCUAUCAGUUUACAGAAUAAAUUUUAGGUAUCACCUAUCAGUUUACAGAAUAAAUUUUAGGUUAGAUGCAUAUUAGGAAUCACCUCUUGUACUUCAUUCUCUAAUACUAUAUAGUAUUGCUAAUAAACUACUUCUAUGCUGUUUGUUUUAA
This is a messenger RNA of Capsicum annuum, 2561 nucleotides long. RefSeq names its product expansin-like B1. The record is from RefSeq and is a predicted model, not a curated record. Bases 1579 to 2331 code for a protein of 250 amino acids. Gene Ontology annotation, cellular component: extracellular region. Lineage: Eukaryota; Viridiplantae; Streptophyta; Magnoliopsida; Solanales; Solanaceae. The transcript has 4 exons.